CCAGUGGACCUGCGGCAGCUCAUCUUCUCGUACCUGUGCCUCUCGGACCUGGGCCACUGCGGCCUGGUCUUCAGGGGCUGGUGUGAGCUUGUCCUCAGCCUGGACAGGACGCGGUGGCAGCAGCUCUGCCUGGGCUGCCUGGAACACCGACACCCCAGCUGGCCCAACCGCCCCAGCGUGGAGCAGCGCUCCUGAAGACAGGCCUUCAAACACCACUCCCUGGCCUCCAAGACCUGGACCAAAAAUACGCAAGACCCCGAGUCCUCCACAUGCCUCUCCCUCUUCCGCAGGAGGAAGGGCCGGUGCCAGCUCUGCAUUGGCGUCGGGGGUGAGUUCAGCAGCCUCCAGGCCACCCUGGCCGUCGCCAGCCCCUGUGACUGGCUGGUGCUGCUCCUGGGAGUGCAUGAGGAGCCGAGCGAGGUGCUGCUGAAGGUGCUGGUGGAGGUGGUGGGGCAGGGCAGGCUGGGGGAUGUGGCGCUGCUGGCCAGCAUCGACCAACUCUGGCCCCACUGCCUGACUUCACGGUUCGUCCAGGACUGCUUUUUCUUGCUCUGCAAUGAUCUCCCCUUGUGCUUGCUCUCCUCAGGCUACGUCCAGUUUGACAACUGCAACUUCGAAGGCGGGCAGCUGCAGAUCCAGGUGCCAGGGACGUGCCAGGUGAAGUUCUGCACCUUCAGCUAGUCCAGCAUCCACCUCCGCAGCGUGGCCCUCUGCGUCCUGGAGAACUGCGAGUUCACCGGCAGUGAGAACGCCUCUGUGACCAUGGAGGGCUGCCCGAGCUCCGACCGUAACUGGGCUUGCAAGCACCUGGCCGUGCUGGCCAAGUCCUGCGCAGUGUUUGUGCAGCAGCCUGACCCAGCCGGUGCUGAACGGGAUAGCUUGGGGGGAAUUGCUGCUGGGACCACCCAGGACACUGAAUUCGGAGACAACCUGCAGGCAGCAAAGGAGGAGGAGUACCCGGCCCUCGACUCAAAGUCCAGUAACAGUGAGUCACGCAGCAACGAUGAGGAGGAUGCUCAGGCUGCACGCAAAGUGCCCUGCCAAGCCCACCGCCAGAGUCGCGUGUGUGCAGACGUUACACACAGCAGGCUGCACGCCCUUCAGAGGGACCUCAAGCUCAAGUCUCUGCAGCAGGAGCUGCAGCAGGACAAGGAGGCCCAGUUGUUGGCCAGCUCUCUGCAAGGCUGCAUCAUCCGGCAGUGCCUCUUCAGGGACAGGAAGGGAGGAAUCUUCAUUUAUUCGCGAGGGCAAGCAAAACUGGAAGGAAGCAUCUUCAGGGAUCUGACCUACGCAGCAGUGCGCUGCAUACAAAACAGUAAGGUGCUGUGA
This is a messenger RNA of Pterocles gutturalis (yellow-throated sandgrouse), 1329 nucleotides long. It is a transcript of the gene FBXO10, whose product is annotated as F-box protein 10. The annotation marks the transcript as partial. The transcript is spliced from 3 exons. Gene Ontology annotation, biological process: regulation of apoptotic process; ubiquitin-dependent protein catabolic process; protein ubiquitination. The record is from RefSeq and is a predicted model, not a curated record. Gene Ontology annotation, molecular function: protein binding. NCBI's taxonomy places the organism in Eukaryota, Metazoa, Chordata, Aves, Pterocliformes, Pteroclidae.